Messenger RNA from Aspergillus aculeatus ATCC 16872, 1074 nucleotides. RefSeq names its product zinc-binding alcohol dehydrogenase family protein. Lineage: Eukaryota; Fungi; Ascomycota; Eurotiomycetes; Eurotiales; Aspergillaceae. The record is from RefSeq and is a predicted model, not a curated record. The coding region runs from base 1 to 1074 and encodes 357 amino acids. Gene Ontology annotation, molecular function: oxidoreductase activity, acting on NAD(P)H. The transcript is spliced from 2 exons.
AUGGCAUCAAAUGUAGCUGGCUUGAUUCGAAAGCCGGGGUAUUUGAUUACAAUCGAGGCCGUUGACCAGUGGGUUCCAGCCGAGGGUGAGCUGCUGGUGCGGGUCGAGGCUAUCAACUUCAACCCCAUCGACACAAAACUGCAGAGGUCCGAUCUAUUCCAAUCCACAUAUCCGCUGGUUGUCGGAUUCACCUUUGCCGGAACGGUGAUCGCCACCGGACAAGGCAUGGAGUCGGUCCAGAGCGGCGAUCGAGUCGUGGUGGCGCGUUGGGGUCGGACAGGGGGCGAUCACCGAUUCGGUGCCCUGCAGCGAUACGCCCUGGCUCGGGAGCAGAAUACGCUUCGCCUCGCGCUGGAGAGCACUACCUUGGAGGCCGCCUCGGGGUUGAUUGCGAACCUGGCGACCGUGGUCUCGGCGCUCAGUAUCCAUAUGGGCCUUGCGAAACCGGUCCUGAAUAGUAGUGGUGGACUACUCCCUCCUUCAAACCCCAACAAGGACGCCAGGAGGAAACGAGUUCUUGUGUACGGCGGAUCCUCGGCGGUUGGAGGGCUGGCCGUGCAAUAUGCGGCAGCGGCCGGGUAUGAGGUUGUCACCACCGCCUCGCCGGCCAAUCGUCCGUUGGUGGAGGCACGCAAGGCUGCUACACAUAUCAUCGAUCAUUGUCAAUCCCGAGAAGAUCUCCUCGAUGAGAUCCGAGCCCAUGGUCCAUAUGACGGGGGGAUCUUCGAGGCCAUUGGAUCCCAGACGACCACCCAGCUCAUGGCGGACUUACUGCGGGAUACCGGCGGUCAGUUCUUUUCGACCAGCCCAUCCCCUGGAGAUGAUCGGCUCCCAGACAAUGUGACCAAGACGUGGUCAGGUUACAGUGAGGACUUGGUCUCAAACCCAGAGAACCGGGAGUUGCGUACAUGGUAUAUGGAGCGGUUUCUACCCCGGGUUCUGAAGGAUGGAACGAUUUGGCCGAACCCGGCACUGUGGCUCCCGGGAGGGCUCCGCUCCGCUCAAAGGGCAUUGGAUAUGUUGCAUGAGGGGAGGAUCAGUGGAAAGAAGGUCUUAAUCAAUCCCCAAGAGUAA